CCCCUAGUGCACCAAGAGAAUUGAGAUAUGAUGAAAAUUUUACAGUUUUAAUCCAUGACAACUGCGUUGCUUGUUCCUGGGUACUUAACUUGUCUUCUUUUACUACGCUAGUCCAGUCUACUUGUUUUGCAAGGCAUUCCCAUUUCCCAGUUUUAUGUUGUUUUAGAAGAUUUGAGAGAAGUCUGUCAAACACCAAACAACAAAAAACUCCAUUUUCCAAAUUUCCACCGCUAACUAUAAUCCCCAAUAUAAAGAACAAACCUCCAAAUUAAAGAGAGAAUUUAUUAUAAAUUUACUAUAAAAAGAAAUCCUCUAAAUCCCCUCAAAAUUAUACUCUUUUGAGGCAUCUUUCUCUCUCAUCGCCUCUGAAUUUCGCUUGUAAACUCAACAAUGGCGACUGAUAAUCGGGAAGCGAUUGAAACUUUUAUGAGCAUCACCGGUGCUCCUGAGUCUAUUGCUAUACAAAGGCUUCAGGAGAAUGGUGGCAAUCUCAAUGAAGCUGUUAAUGCACAUUUUAGCAUGGGAGAUAGAAAUGUUUUGCAGGAAGCUUCUGUCACUGGUACUGCCCCAACAAAUGAUCUCAUGGAUAUAGAUGAUCCCCCUGUAUUGGAGCCUCGCGGUCCUACAUCACUAUUUUCUGCGAACAGAGGGAUGAAUCCUUUCUCUCUUCUUGACCCUGCUUUUAGUAGGAGUUUACUUGAUAGUAGAAACAUUUUCGAUACGACUUCCGAGAUUACUGGACGCGCCCCAUUUGUGUCCCAGCCAAGAGAAGUGAGGGAAAUACCCAUAGAAGUAAAGGAUGGUGGAAAUGAUGUAGCUGCUCCUUCUGGCCGUGGUCCCAGGAUUGAGGAUGUCACAGACACAAUUGAUGCUGAAGAACCUCAAAUACGUGGAACUGUGAUUGUUGAGGAUGAAGAUGAUGACAUAAUGCCAAGGAAUAUAGGAGGUAAUAGGAAUAUUUCCAGACCAAGUGCACCUCAAUUUGAUGAUGCGCCAGAUUAUGUGAAUGAUAUAGAAGAAGAAAUGAUUCGUGCUGCAAUCGAGGCUUCUAAGAGAGAUGCUGAACUCCAGACUGAUCAAGAAUUGCAUGAUGUUAGCGCGCCACAGGGGCCAUCUCAGCAUGUUGAAGCUGAUCUUGUACACGCAGUUUCCUUAUCUAUGGAGACAGCAGAACAGGAAAAACUGCAAAGGGAGUUGAGUCUCACGGCUGGAGCUUCUGAUUCAGUUGCUAAAGAGUCUAGUGAGGCAGAAGAGAUAGGGAAACUAGAUGAAUCAAAUAGAAGGCAAGGUGUUGGUUCUUCUGACAAGUCCUCUUCAACUCACCUUAACAAAGAGGCAGGGAGUUCAUCUAUUCAAGAUGAUGGCGAUGAGUUAGAUGAGCAACCAUUGGUUAGGAAUAGGUCAAGGCGUAGGUCUUCUGCAACAGCUAGGGCUUACAGGGAAGUAGAAGAAUCAGAAGAUAUUCCCACUGUUGAUCCUCCUCAACCAACUGUUGCUAGUCAGACUCAUCUCAAUGGAAAUGUUUUUCCUUCUGACGAGUGGGGAGGUAUCUCCUCUGAGGAGCAUGAUGAAGCAGUUAUGCUGGAGGCUGCCAUGUUUGGUGGAGUCCCUGAGAGUGGAUAUCGUGCUCCAUAUGCUCCUCAUCCGAUGAUUCACCCUGGGCUUGAUACAGCUUGGAGAAUGCCUCGUCCUCCCUCACCUGGUCUUGUUGCUCAGCGUGCUAUUAGGGAACAACAAGAUGAUGAGUACUUUGCUGCAUUGCAAGCUGACAGGGAAAGGGAAUUGAAGACUAUGGAAGAAGAAAAAGCUGCUAGGGAAGCAGCAAUGGAAGAGCAGAGGAAAAAGGAGGAAGAAUCGCAGAGGAAACUAGAGGAGGAACAGGAGCUUGAGAGGCAACUGGCUGCAAAAGAGGCUUCUCUUCCCGAGGAACCAUCAUCGGAUAGUGGGAAUGCUAUUACUCUUCUUGUUAAAAUGCCUGACGGCAGUCGACGUGGUCGCCGGUUCCUUAAGUCUGAUAAAUUACAGUCUCUCUUCGACUUCAUUGAUAUUGGGAAAGCAGUCAAACCUGGCACCUAUAGAGUGGUAAGGCCAUAUCCUCGUCAAGCGUUCAGCAGUGGGGAGAGCAAUUUAAGCUUGAACGAGCUUGGGCUGACAAGCAAGCAGGAAGCUUUGUUUUUGGAAUUGGUUUAGAGAUGAAAAACCGAAGCUUGUAGAAAUUAUAAUGUGCAAUUCCAUUUCGUAAUUGUUAUUAUAUAUGAUCUACAUGCACAUGGAAGUUUAUAUGCUGAAUCUUUUGACUAGCUGUUUCUGGUACAAGUAACUCCCAUGUGUUGGAGUAGGAAAUGGAAAAUCAUGGUCAUAGGCAAUUUGGUUGUGCCAUUUUUUAUUUGCUUGGGUUUAUGAAAUUGUUACUUGGUUGUUGUUGUGUUUA
This is a messenger RNA of Beta vulgaris subsp. vulgaris (sugar beet), 2431 nucleotides long. RefSeq lists its product as hypothetical. The transcript has 11 exons. The record is from RefSeq and is a predicted model, not a curated record. NCBI's taxonomy places the organism in Eukaryota, Viridiplantae, Streptophyta, Magnoliopsida, Caryophyllales, Amaranthaceae. Bases 391 to 2190 code for a protein of 599 amino acids. Gene Ontology annotation, molecular function: ubiquitin binding.